Molecule: messenger RNA, 1429 nt
Organism: Scomber japonicus (chub mackerel)
Lineage: Eukaryota; Metazoa; Chordata; Actinopteri; Scombriformes; Scombridae
Gene: ccdc167
Product: coiled-coil domain containing 167
Exons: 4
Coding region: 33-371 (112 amino acids)
Source: RefSeq, a predicted model, not a curated record
AUACUUCCGUGUAGUCACAGCUUCUCUCAAGCAUGACUCAUUCUGGUGUUAAAAUGGCUAAAGUAAAAGACAAACGACGAGAGAAAAUCAGCGUCGCCAGUGAGAUUGACCGUCUGGAGGAGCGGCGGGCCCGUUGCCAGGACAACCUGGAGAGGGCGGAAUACAGGAGCAGAAAGGAGAAGCUGUCUGAGAAAGAGAGGCAGGAACUGGAUGAUGAAAUGGCAAUUAUAAGUGAGAGGGUCGAAAAGUUAGACAAGGAGCUACAGAUGUUAAGAGGAGAGAACCGGAGGAACAUGCUGCUGUCAGUGGCUCUGCUAGCUGUCAGCACUCUCUUCUACUAUGUCUUCAUCUACAGUGAAGAGGACUCAUGAUACCAGCAGCUAUCUCAAAGGGACAUACUGCUCUUUAAGGAGCUCGGGACAGGCGUGUCAUUAGAUAAGUGGUCAGGUCAGGACUGUGUACAUGCAGCAGCACAUGAAACACCUGAUGUGUGUGUUGAGGAAGUUCCUCAGCCGUCCCUCUUUGUCAUAUUCAUGAUCUUUUUUUGUAGUUCUGCUGGGUUUAUCUAGCACAAUGCUCAAACCCAACAAAGUUACUUUUUGUAGUCAAAACACCACCUGUCAGUAUCCUCUUGUCAUCACACAGUUAUGAGGGCAAACACCAGAAAGAUGCUGUAUUGUGUCAGUAGCACUGUGUUUUGAUAGUUUGUGUCAAUGCUAAACUAUCAGGUGACAACAUUGAAUAUUCAGUGUGUGCCUUGCCUGUUGGUAACCUCAUGAUAAUCCCAACCUACAUAAAGCUACAGCUGACACAGGAUCGUAUAACCAGCGAUUCAGUACAUUUUGUAACACAUACAUGUAUGAGGUUAUAUCAAGGCGAAGCGAGCUCAUCUUUUGUUUGGCUUGCUUCACAUCUUGUAUUUUUACUGCUGUAUAAAGACUUUACUUUAUAAAAUGACAUUAACAUGAGGAAGAAUGUAUAUACAUAAAAUGUUUUUCACAUAAAUAGCCCAAGUUUGUCAGUUGUACGUGUCAUUUUCACAUUGCUUGGAUUCUGAAACAUCAAACAAGACCAACAAUACCACACGUCAGGAGAUUUAAUACGUUGAUGGAGCAGAAUAUGAAAAUCUCUUAUAUAACUUUAUUGGUGGAGAAGAUCAGGAAGUCCAUUGUUCAAUAACGGAAGCAGUCGUCUGGGGGCCGGUCCAGUGACAAAACACCUUUCUCUUCUGCAGGGAUUAAAAACAACAUUCCUGAUAUUGAUUCUCGUCACUUAAAAACCUGAGACUCAUAAUCAUUUUAGCCUGUCUGUCUCAUCAGCGAUGGUUCCAUUCAGGACUGAAUAGAUUUAAUAGCAGGAAUUAUGCUUCACCUGUAUCCCUCUGGUCAAACUCUCAUAUAAUGAAAGGCACUAAAAUGAUGUAAAUCAA